AUGUCUACCAAAGAACAGGCAAACAGCGGGGAUGAUGCUUGGAUUCGCGUCAAAAGCGGAUCGUUCACUUUCCUUGUCAAGAAGAAGGUCCUCCUUCGGAGUGGCACCUUGAAGGAUAUGCUUGGUGGUGACUUCCAAGAAAUGAACGAAAGAACUGUGGACCUCUCGGCGAGCGCCCGGCCAAUUGUCGCAGAAAAGGUGAUCGAGUAUCUGGCAUAUAAGACUACGUACGAAAAUGCAGGGCCCAAGGAUGAGAUUCCGGACUUCUACGAGCGUGUCAUGCCAGAACUGGCUUUGGAACUCCUCACAACUGCAGAUUACCUCGCAACCUGA
Peniophora sp. CBMAI 1063 is the source of this 333-nucleotide messenger RNA. The record is from the annotation of a GenBank genome assembly. NCBI's taxonomy places the organism in Eukaryota, Fungi, Basidiomycota, Agaricomycetes, Russulales, Peniophoraceae.